GGCACCGCGGCGGCGACGCCAUUCCUGGACUUCGCGUGGAGCGCGCGCUCGGACGUCGCCGCGCUCGUCGCGCAGCAGGAGGGGGAGACCUGGGCGCGGAAGCUGCGCGACCUGGCCUCGCUCUCGCUGGACCUCUGGCCUCCGGGGACGCCGCACUGGCGCGUGGCGAGCUCCGUCGUCGUGCCCCCGCUGGUCGGCGCGGGCCCGUCCGGCGCCUCCAAAGACCUCGCCGCCGCCAUCUCCGUGUCGGGGGCGCCCGGCCCCGCCGCCGAGGGCAGGGGCGAGCGGCGAGGGCUGAACCCCUCCGACCGCGCCUCGUGCCUGCGGAUGCUCGCCGCGCUGCGCUCGGACCCGCACGCAG
Prorocentrum cordatum is the source of this 361-nucleotide messenger RNA. NCBI's taxonomy places the organism in Eukaryota, Dinophyceae, Prorocentrales, Prorocentraceae. The record is from the annotation of a GenBank genome assembly.